Molecule: messenger RNA, 586 nt
Organism: Drosophila persimilis
Lineage: Eukaryota; Metazoa; Arthropoda; Insecta; Diptera; Drosophilidae
Exons: 1
Coding region: 46-498 (150 amino acids)
Biological process (GO): anaphase-promoting complex-dependent catabolic process
Cellular component (GO): anaphase-promoting complex
Source: RefSeq, a predicted model, not a curated record
GAACAUAUUUUUCCGGAACCAAAUCAUCUCUUUUUGUGCUUAACAAUGCUGAAACGUGAUCUGCAAAGCAUCACACUAAAACUGUCCGAUCUCAAGGAGUACGACGCGAAGCGCCUUGAGCACAAAUUCAAGAACCAGCGCCCCAGACACUCUGUGGAAACCAUCACCGGGGACGACGCGUCCACGUCUGGCACGGCAACUUCCAGCUUUACAGCUGGCACGUGCACAGAGACGCCGUCCUCGGGCACACCCACUGGCUCGACCACUCCCACGUUGGCUACUCAGGAGGAUCUGGCUGAUCGGUCGCCCAGACCCACAUCUGUGGCAGCCACAGCCACAACAGCAACCACGAAUUCUGGCUCCACCGAUGAUGAUAUUAGCGUGGCGGCCGUCGCAGAUGACAACGACACCAUCGAUGACUUCAGCGACGACAACUGGGUGGACUUGGAUGCGGACACUAACGAUGCGGACGAAGAGGGAGCAAGAGGAGGAGCCUAGCCUAGCAUGCGACCUAGUAUCUUUUUUUUAUACUUAAAUGUCAAAUUUUGAAGACGUAACAAAUAAUAAUUCCAAACUUCAAGAUCGA